Molecule: messenger RNA, 2104 nt
Organism: Spea bombifrons (plains spadefoot toad)
Lineage: Eukaryota; Metazoa; Chordata; Amphibia; Anura; Pelobatidae
Gene: PIP5K1C
Product: phosphatidylinositol-4-phosphate 5-kinase type 1 gamma
Exons: 18
Coding region: 40-2100 (686 amino acids)
Biological process (GO): phosphatidylinositol metabolic process
Molecular function (GO): phosphatidylinositol kinase activity
Source: RefSeq, a predicted model, not a curated record
GCGGCGCAGCUGUCUGAGAACAUAGAGGAAAGAAAAGGGAUGGAGGAUCCUGAGGAGGAAGAGGGUUUUGGGGGGACACAAGAAAGGGGAACAGGGGAAGCCGGCGAUGAUGUCGGGGAAGAUUCGAUGGCAAAGAAAUCUGAGGUCGCGUCGUUAUCUGGGCAGACGGGAACUGGUAAGAAAAUUGGGCACCGUGGCGUUGAUGCUUCAGGAGAGACCACUUAUAAGAAGACCACAUCAUCCACAUUAAAAGGUGCCAUCCAGCUGGGCAUAGGGUACACCGUUGGUAACCUAAGUUCUAAACCUGAGAGGGAUGUGCUGAUGCAGGAUUUCUAUGUAGUGGAGAGCAUAUUUUUCCCCAGUGAAGGCAGUAAUCUGACCCCAGCUCAUCACUACCCAGAUUUCCGUUUUAAGACCUAUGCCCCUGUAGCGUUCCGCUAUUUCAGAGAACUUUUUGGAAUCCGUCCAGAUGAUUAUUUGUAUUCCCUCUGCAGUGAACCUUUAAUCGAGCUCUCUAAUCCUGGCGCCAGUGGAUCUCUGUUUUAUGUCACCAGUGAUGAUGAAUUUAUUAUUAAAACCGUGAUGCACAAGGAAGCUGAAUUUUUGCAGAAAUUACUCCCAGGCUAUUACAUGAACCUGAACCAGAACCCACGGACUUUGCUGCCUAAGUUUUACGGCUUGUACUGUGUACAAUCUGGCGGGAAGAACAUCCGGGUCGUUGUCAUGAACAACAUCUUGCCCCGUGUGGUACGCAUGCAUUUCAAGUACGACCUGAAGGGCUCCACCUACAAGCGACGCGCAUCGAAAAAAGAGCGGGAGAAACGCAGCCCCACCUACAAGGACCUGGACUUCAUGCAGGAUGCUCCUGAGGGCCUGCUCUUGGAUACCGAUACCUUCAGUGCGCUGGUCAAAACCCUACAGAGGGACUGUUUGGUCCUCGAAAGUUUCAAGAUUAUGGAUUAUAGCCUCCUAUUGGGGGUGCACAACAUGGAGCAGCAGGAACGUGAGCGUCAGACUGAGGGAGCCCAGAGCCAAGCUGACGAGAAGCGUCCCGUGGCACAAAAGGCGCUGUAUUCCACUGCGAUGGAGUCCAUCCAAGGAGGAGCAGCCCGAGGGGAGUCGAUAGAUACAGAUGACACAAUGGGAGGCAUUCCAGCUGUGAACGGGAGAGGGGAGCGUCUGCUGUUGUACAUUGGAAUUAUUGACAUCUUGCAAUCAUACAGGCUUAUUAAGAAGCUGGAACACACAUGGAAGGCUUUGGUACACGAUGGGGACACUGUGUCUGUGCAUAGACCGAGUUUUUAUGCAGAACGAUUCUUCAAAUUCAUGACUAACACAGUGUUUCGCAAGACAACCUCUCUGAAGUCUUCGCCUUCUAAAAAGGGUAGGAGUACCCUUCUGGCCCCUCGCCCUACUGGACCUUCAGCUGCCUUCUCAGCUGGACAGUUACCUAUGGAACAGGAGGACGUGAAAUAUGACUUGCGGGGAGCCCGUAGCUAUCCAACUCUGGAGGAUGACAACAGACCUGAUCUUCUCCCCUGUACACCUCCUUCAUUUGAAGAGGCCACAACAGCCUCCAUUGCAACCACCCUUUCCUCAACUUCCCUGUCUAUUCCAGAGCGAUCUCCCUCUGAGACCUCAGAGCAACCACGGUACCGGCGACGUACUCAGUCAUCUGGCUUUGAUGUUCGAUCUCAUGAAGAUCCCAGAGUAGAAGAUGAGCCUCAGCAAAUCACGGUUGAGGUGGAAACUAGAGUGGAGAGUGUGGCUAUAGUGAAGGAAACUGAGGGCCAGGGUGAGGCAUCCGGCUUCACUGGCGAAACUGGUCCUGGGGAAGAGACUGCAAGCCAGAGGUCAGAGGAAGAAGAGGAGGUGCCAGUGACCGAUAUUUAUUUUUUCACGGAUGGGAGAUACUGGGUGUACUCCCCACGCCUCCACCGGAUGCACUCAAACUCCUCAUCAGCUGACUCUCCACCUGAUGACCGGAGCUGGGUUUACUCCCCGCUCCACUAUAACGCCCAGAUGCACUCGGAUGAGGAAAAUGACACAGUAAGUUCCAAAAGGAAUUUAAAACGUGUGAUCUUGCACAUCUAUUACUAAAAAA